AGAGAGGGUAGUUUGAUCCGCGCUUUAUAUAAGGGUAGGUAGACUUUGUAGCGUCACACACGCCGGUUUUGAUUGAUGCAUGCGGCCUGCUUCUCGUGUCGAUGUUAAGAAGGGAGAACGCGUUCCGGGGGCGAAAGCGAAAGAAAGGGAGGAGGAAUAGGUCGGUAGUGUCAUCGGUGGCACGCGAGCCACGUGACGGCCCCGUGUUGUGAUACCGAAAGUGCGUGCUUGCCGCGCGCCCCGUAGAAACAAUUUUGAUCGCUUCCCAUCGACGAAAUGUCCUUGAAUCGUAGCACCGCGGUGCCGGACGAUAUCCACGAGGAUUAUGUGCAUCCGACGGUCUACAUCGGCGCCGCGGUCGCCCUCGGAUUCAUUGGGUUCUUCGGGUUCACUAUGAACCUCAUGGUCGCCGCGGUGAUUGUCAAGGACGCGCAGAACCUCUGGACACCCGUCAACGUGGUCCUCGUCAACCUCGUCGUCGGCGACUUUUUGGUAGCUGCCCUCGGAAAUCCGGUCGCCAUGGUUUCCGCGAUCACUGGAGGAUGGUACUGGGGCUACAAAGUGUGUCUAUGGUACGCUUGGUUCAUGUCCACUCUGGGAUUCGCCAGUAUCGGAAACUUGACGGUAAUGGCGGUGGAGAGGUGGCUGCUGGUCGCCAGACCGAUGAGAGCGCUGUCCAUACGGACAGCCAUGAUACUGGCUUUCUUCGUCUGGAUUUACGCGCUCUGCCUGUCGUUGCCGCCGUUGGUCGGCUGGGGAAGCUACGGGCCGGAAGCAGGAAACGUGUCCUGCAGUGUCUCCUGGGAAGUCCACGAUCCGGUCACGAAAAGCGAGAGUUACAUUGGCUUCCUAUUCACUUUCGGCCUGGUCAUUCCGGUCAUAGUGAUCAGCAGCAGUUACCUGGCGAUUAUAUUAACGUUGAGGAAAGUGAAGAAGAGAACAGGUGCACGCGGAAGACGAGAAACGAAGAUCACGAAAAUGGUCGCGCUGAUGAUAACGGCGUUCCUGAUCGCUUGGUCACCUUACGCUGCUCUGGCUCUCGCCGCUCAGUAUUUCGAUGCAAAACCGUCAGCGUCCAUGGCUGUGCUACCGGCUCUGCUGGCCAAGUCCUCCAUUUGCUACAAUCCAAUCAUCUACGCAGGCCUGAAUAGCCAGUUCCCACGAUCCUUGAAGAAGAUAUUCGACAUACGAAGCCCGAGAAGCAUGCUGCCCGACAGCCAGAACACAGCACUGACCGUUCUGAACAGGCAAGAACAGCGAAACUGA
Messenger RNA from Nomia melanderi (Alkali bee), 1266 nucleotides. Its product is annotated as visual pigment-like receptor peropsin. The record is from RefSeq and is a predicted model, not a curated record. Gene Ontology annotation, cellular component: membrane. Gene Ontology annotation, biological process: G protein-coupled receptor signaling pathway. Gene Ontology annotation, molecular function: G protein-coupled receptor activity. NCBI's taxonomy places the organism in Eukaryota, Metazoa, Arthropoda, Insecta, Hymenoptera, Halictidae.